AGUGGUGCGGUUGGUGAGAUGACGAAUGCGAGUGCGAGCGGGAGUUUGUGGGAUGGAUGCUACAUCGGAGGAGAAGUGAGAGGUGGUGUGUCAGGGUAGGUUCUUUCUUUCCUCAGUAGUCAAUGGCCGAGGGUUGCUUCUUAUCAUGGCUGUCAAGUAUGAUCGUAGCUGUGACUGCUUUUUGUCUAUGUCUCGAGGUAGAUGGUCUUAAUGCCAAUUCAAUGGCCUUAAUGGUCUUGCUGGUAUCGCUGAGUCUGAUGCCUCCUCUGCACUGCUUCAUGCUCUCUAUACCCUUACCUCUACUAAACUGCUGCCCAGUCCAUUUCCCGGCUGAUCUUCUCGUGUUGAUUUCUGUUGAUUUCUGUCGCGUCUCGCUUGACCCCUGGCAUGCACCAUCAUCAACCAAGCAGCAGCAGCAGCAGCAGAAGCAGAAGCAGAGGCAGCAGCAGCAGUCGGGCAUGGACAAGCAGCAGAAUAUAUCGUAUAUCCUCCUUAUUACAGCAUCUUACACACUACACACUCUAUCCAUCGCUCGCAUCCUCCCUCCCCAUCCACCGCACAGACCACGGCUCAUCCUUUAAGAGAUCAUCACCGCAAGGACCGCCGACCAGCAGGGGGCCGACACGCACGCUCAUCUGCACCUACAAAAGAGUUUGAAAAGACUCAUCCUCCGCCUGCUUCCUGCUUCCUGCACAAAGACAAAGCAAUACACCUGUGCAAGUCGACAGAGCACAUGUACUGAGGCCACCCUGAAGCGCACUCAGGAGUCACAGCCGGCCCUAUUUUUUGCUGCAACAAAGGCACACAGGACAGCCUGGGCACCCUCCUCAAAAGCC
This is a messenger RNA of Protomyces lactucae-debilis, 836 nucleotides long. RefSeq lists its product as uncharacterized. Bases 123 to 581 code for a protein of 152 amino acids. The record is from RefSeq and is a predicted model, not a curated record. The transcript is spliced from 2 exons. NCBI's taxonomy places the organism in Eukaryota, Fungi, Ascomycota, Taphrinomycetes, Taphrinales, Protomycetaceae.